Messenger RNA from Populus trichocarpa (black cottonwood), 743 nucleotides. Its product is annotated as kunitz trypsin inhibitor 5. Bases 53 to 685 code for a protein of 210 amino acids. Gene Ontology annotation, molecular function: endopeptidase inhibitor activity. The transcript has a single exon. The record is from RefSeq and is a predicted model, not a curated record. NCBI's taxonomy places the organism in Eukaryota, Viridiplantae, Streptophyta, Magnoliopsida, Malpighiales, Salicaceae.
CUAUACGUUCUUGCAUAAACACAUCACACACAGAAAACAACUCACAACAACAAUGAGGAUGAUGGGGUCUGCAUUUCUAGUGUUGUCCUUCCUUCUUUUUGCAUUAGCUGCAAAGCCAUUGCCUAGGGUAGCAGCUGGUGCUGCCCCUGAGCCAGUGCUUGACAUCGCCGGUAAGGUGCUUAGAACUGGCACUUAUUACGACAUCCUCCCAGUGGAGCGAGGGAGAGGAGGUGGGAUCACAUUCGCUUGCACAGGACACAAAAGCUGCCCUGUGGAUGUUAUGCUAGAAGAUUAUGAGGAUUCAGAUGGUCUCCCACUGCAAUUCAUACCUGCGAACCGCAAGAAAGGUGUCAUCCGUCUUUCUACCGAUCUCAACAUCAAAUUCCCUGGCCCAGCAAGCUGUGCCGCAACAGCAGUGUGGAAGGUUGAAAAAUAUGAUGAACUGACAAGCCAAAUGUUCAUCUCAACUUCUGGGGUUGAAGGAAAUCCCGGUCCUGAAACAGUAGACAAUUGGUUUAAGAUUGAGAAGUACGGGAAUGACUACAAGCUAGUUUUCUGCCCUACUGUGUGUAACGAUCACUGCAAAGUUCUGUGCAAAGAUAUUGGCAUUUAUGUUGACAAGGAAGGAUUCAAGCGUCUGGCUCUUAGCGAUGUGCCUCUCAAAGUUAAGUUCAAGAAGUUUUGAAGAUCAUUAAUUAUCGGCCAUGAAUGCCUCACGAAUGCAAUAAAGUGACUCUUGUAAU